Messenger RNA from Carya illinoinensis, 1252 nucleotides. RefSeq lists its product as uncharacterized. The coding region runs from base 258 to 926 and encodes 222 amino acids. The transcript is spliced from 2 exons. The record is from RefSeq and is a predicted model, not a curated record. Lineage: Eukaryota; Viridiplantae; Streptophyta; Magnoliopsida; Fagales; Juglandaceae.
AAUGGGUUUAGUUCCCACUACUAUUUUACAAAGAUAAAAAGAGGAAUCUUGAUAGAAUUCCCACAUUUCAGACCAUUCAGUUCACAUGCAUCAUCGCUGAUCUUUUCAACUUUCGGCUGCUAGUUGGAUGUAUCCUCAGACAAAGUCUUAUUAAAUUAACCCGAGUAUAUAAAUCGUGUCCAAAAGUACUGGCAUAUUCAGGUACGCUUGGUGGAAGAGAUCCUUUCUGAGGGGCAAGGAGCUUAAUCUAGAGAGAGAUGGGGAACAGUAUAGGAGGAAGGAAAAAAGCUAAGGUGAUGAAGAUCAACGGGGAAACCUUCAAGUUCAAGACCCCCAUGCGAGCAUGGGACGUUGUUAAGGACCAUCCUGGUCAUGUCUUGUUGGAAUCUGAGGCUGCAAAGCGUUAUGGCAUCCGAGCCAAGCCAUUGGAACCCCAGCAAGAGCUCAAGCCCAAUAAAAUUUACUUCUUAAUAGAACUACCCAAGUUUCCUGAGGAAAAGGUGCCCAGAAGGUCUCAGUCCGGUGGCAUACACAUGAGUGCCAAGGAUAGGCUCGAGUGCUUGAUGCUAUCUCGAAGAACGGUUUCUGACCUUUCCAAUAGCAGACCAUCGUCGAGUGUUGUGUCCGAUCGUACUGGGCCAUUGAAGGUGAAGAUAAGGUUGCCGAGUGCUCAAGUGGCCAGAUUGGUGGCUGAAAGCAAAGACGGGGUGGAGGUGGCCGAGAAGAUCUUAGAUCUUUAUAUGGAACAAGCCGGAGAGGUUAACGGAGAUGUGCCGGAGGUAAAAGAUGGCCUGUUCGAGCACAGGGAAACUCCAUGGAAACCGGCUUUUGGGAGUAUUGGAGAGAACAAUAAAGCACAUAAGAAGCGAGUGAGUUUUGUUCGGGUGGACGAAGAGGAGAUUUGUCCAGAUGCUGCCUCAAAAUAGCAGUAAAUCGAUUAUGUCUAAAUAUCGGGUACCAAGGCAAAAUUAUGUGCAAGAACUGAUCCUCUUCUUGCUCCCCUUUGUAUCUAUCUACAGAUUUGUAUACAUAUUAAUGUUGCCACGUAUUUUGUUCUUAGGCUGUAGGCAAUAUAUAUAUAUAUAGAUUAUAGGCAGUUGUUAUAUUCAAGUAUAAGUGGAUCGAGUUGCAGUCUGAAAUGUACUGUCUCACUGCAUGUUUCUAGAUCAUGCGAAGAGAAGCCCUAGUCUUUAGGAUCAAUUUGUACAUAAAAUUACAAAAAAGAACCGUUAAAAACUAUUCUAGAAUUCAA